This is a messenger RNA of Symbiodinium pilosum, 1766 nucleotides long. Lineage: Eukaryota; Dinophyceae; Suessiales; Symbiodiniaceae. The record is from the annotation of a GenBank genome assembly.
AUGCAAAUCGACACCCGCAAUCGCGAUUGCGGGGUCACCCCUGCCAGCAUCACGAACUGCACGAAGUUCACCCCAGGCCCUGAGCCAAAGCAGGCUCGGUAUGGCCUCGGGAUCCCAAAGGAUACGAACUACAGUGGAAUCCUGGAGUGCCCUUGCAACUCCCGGUACGGCGGAGACCCGAUGUUUUACCCAGACUCGCAGACGAAAAUUCUCGCCCACAAGUACACCAUUGUCGGUUCGGGUGCCUGCCCUGCUGGGGAGCUUGUGGAGAAUGCCACCAGCUGCUUCGCAGCUGCCACCACUCUGGGCAUCCACGCCUCCAGCUUUGUGAACAGGACCGUGGCGGAUCCCAAGCUUCCGCCAGGAUGCUCUGUGACCGUCGAGCCGAACCAGACGGCAGUGGUCUACUUCAACACAGCUGGCCAGGGAAACUGUACUGCCGCCUCCAAGCGCUCGGGGGAAGGUAUCUCCAAGGUGGGUGUGAAGGUUGCUAUUGAGGUCGAUGCUUCGGACACUUUUGACAUGUCACCUCCGGGCCAAUACUGCGAGAACAACCGGAAGAGCAAAAUCCAAGCGUUCGCCAUGAAGGGCGCUACCCUGGCAGCGGCAGAAGAAGCCAGGGAUCAGUGCAAGCAGUUUUGCUGGGACCAGCCCUCCUGUUGGGGCUGCAGCGUGGACUGCGAAUCGGUGCCUUAUGCCUACGGUGCACUCAUCUCUGCCUGCCAGUGGAACGCCAUCACCUCGUGCGGCACAGUGAUGAAGUGGUCUGGAUCCAUCCGCGGGGACAUUAGCAGGAAGCAACGCGAAGGCGGCCAAGUGACAAUGACUCUGUCUGGACCGGCAGGCGGAUGGUUCGGCGCUGGGUUCAAUGCUUCUGCGAUGGCUGACAGCCCCUACACCCUUGUGGUCAACGACGCUGGCGUGACUGAGAGGAAGAUCGGCACCUGCGGUAGCGAAGCCGAACACUGCCCCGGCGACCUUCUCUCUUCCAGUCUUAAGGUGCUUUCAAGCUCGGUAGUUGACAAUGUCCGCACGGUGGUGGUCACACGCGGUCUUGCUGGAAUCACCAAGAACCACUACUCUUUCAACCCCUACGCGGAUGAGACUAUUCAUUUCAUCACAGCGGUGGGACAGACGCAGACGUUUGCAUAUCACCGUGCUCACGGCCCAACGCAGGUCGCGCUGACCAGCGAGGGGUCCAGCAGCUGCAUUUGCGACAAAGGCCUUACCGGCCGACUCUGUGAAACUGGAGGUGUCAACUGUGCCGAGUUCGAAAAGGAUUGCGUCGCUGCCCCUGCAGGAGAUCUCAAGGCGCAGCAGAAUCCAACAUGCAACUCUCGACAGUAUUCUGGUGGCCUCAGCUGCUGCCACCACAAGCGGAUUAUGCUGGAUGCGGACCAGGAGAUUCGGCCGGAGCUGUUGCGAUACCACAUGAAGUUUCGCUUUUGGUUCCAGGAGUACAAGCCAGCCACCAGCGCGGCUAAGGCCUCCCAUGCCGAUCUUCCGCGCAUCUACUACCAGACGGAGGCGCAUGCAGGCGAGUAUGACAUCCCACCUGCUUUUGCAAGGCCUGGACAUCCGGUUGUGGGCUACCCGCAGUGGCCUGUUGGCACCCCAACGCCCGGCACCAGCUGCAAAGGCUCGUGCCCCGAUGGCCCCGACUGUGAGUGCGUUCACACCAUCACGUAUCACUGGACCGUCAGCAACAUCCGCCUCAUCUAUGCUGGUGGGCACUGUCACGCUCCAAGCUGCAUCUCCAUUGAGUU